CCCCACCCCUUACAACAACCAUCACAAACACAACCUGUAUCACAGCAAAAGAGAAAGUAUCACUGUACUGAGCCUGGUUGUAACAAGAGCUUUACCACAAGCAUUGACUCUAACAGGAUAUUGUUAUGAUGUUUGUAUAGUGGUCAUUUGGCUCGCCAUUUCCGCAUCCAUACAGGAGAGAAGAACUUUCCUUGUUUGUUUCCUGGCUGCCAAUCCCGGUUUUCCCGUCAGGAUAAUAUGAUGCAGCAUUAUCGAACCCAUAUGUCUCCCAAAUCUAGGAAAACACAGAAAAGAGUGUGCGAGGAAGCUCAACAUCCUCGACCACGGCUUCAUGCUCAUCAUCGCAUCCAAUCUGAUUCCUAUGAUGUGGAACGACCAUUGACAAUUGAUCAGCAUUUGAACAACUACCACCGCUCGUUGUCAUCUCGACUUGUCAAACUCGAUACUCUGUCACCACCGAAACAGCACGUAUCUGCCCCCAUUCGAGUUUUGCCGACUCCCAGUUCAGUGGGGUUGCCGAUUGGCUUCUCACCGUUGUCGUCUCGAUCGUCUUCUUCCAGUAUUUCGGUAGAAGAACCUCAAAGUCCUUCCCCUGAUCGACUCGCUUGUCCAUCCGUCUCUUCAACUUCCACAGAAACCUUUUUUCAGCAUCGUCCUUUGACAUUCUCUAAAAAACCAGACACUAUCUGCACGACAUUGCUCGGACCCACUAAUUCAGCUGAACCAGCAUCCGAUUUUCCUGCACCUGCUUUGCAACACGAGAUGACAACAAAAACCAGUUAUAUGCCUGCGCAGCUGCAAGAACAAUACAAAGAAGCACAACAACACGGCACAGAACGAUCUCGCACCCAAGACAAUGAGGGCUCAGAGAUUGAACCAAGCAGCGAUGGUUUAUUGCAGCUGGCCCAUGUUGUCAGUACAUUUGGUUAAUCGUUGACGGGGUCCUGUUGCUUACUUAUUUAUUAUUAUUGUCUCUGUUCUUGUACAUUAUUGAUAUUCCUUUUUUUUUCAUUCUUCUUUUUCGUGUUUUUUUUUCUCCCAGCUCUUGCAAUGUUUGCUUUGUAAUAUACUAACUUUUUUUGU
Molecule: messenger RNA, 1083 nt
Organism: Radiomyces spectabilis
Lineage: Eukaryota; Fungi; Mucoromycota; Mucoromycetes; Mucorales; Radiomycetaceae
Exons: 2
Coding region: 238-930 (230 amino acids)
Source: RefSeq, a predicted model, not a curated record